Eptesicus fuscus (big brown bat) is the source of this 2019-nucleotide messenger RNA. RefSeq names its product E3 ubiquitin-protein ligase TRIM47-like. The transcript has 8 exons. The record is from RefSeq and is a predicted model, not a curated record. Gene Ontology annotation, molecular function: zinc ion binding; protein binding. NCBI's taxonomy places the organism in Eukaryota, Metazoa, Chordata, Mammalia, Chiroptera, Vespertilionidae. Bases 69 to 1862 code for a protein of 597 amino acids.
GCAGCUAGAUAGGAAGACUGCAAAACACAGCCGAAGGGAAAGGGCACACGCCUCUGGCUCCCCCUGACAUGCAGAGAGUUUCACAGCCCGUCCAGGACCACGUCCCGGCCCCGCAGCCCCCCGCCCAGCCCUCCAGACCUCCGUCAGGCCAGCUCCCGCUGAGGAACAACGGCAACCUCUGCAAGUUCGAGGACCAGGUCCUCUGUCCCAUUUGCCUGGAGGUGUUCCGCAGCCCGGUCACCACCGCCUGCGGCCACAACUUCUGCAUGACCUGCCUCCAGGGGUUCUGGGACCACCAGGCGGCCGUGGGCGAGACCCUCUACUGCCCCCAGUGCCGAGAGAGCUUCGCCUCCAGGCCGCGCCUCUGCAAGAACGUCACCCUGGAGGAGAUGGUGACCUGCUUCACCCAGGCCAAGAGCCCGCCCUCGGCGGCGUCCGCCUGGAAGCUGGCCGGGCCCCGGGACGUGCCCUGCGACUUCUGCGGCCCCCAGAAGCGCAGGGCCGUCAAGUCGUGCCUGCAGUGCAUGGGCUCCCUGUGCGAGAAGCACCUGCGCAGCCACUCGGAGGACCAGGUGUUCCGGGACCACCAGCUCCUGGAGCCCCUGUGGGACUUCAAGAGCUGCCUGUGCCGGAAGCACCGCAAGCUGCGCGGGCUGUACUGCCGCACGGAGGGCUGCUGCGUGUGCGGGACCUGCCUGCUGGAGGAGCACCGGAACCACGACACCAUCCCCCUGCAGGAGGAGCGCGCCCGCAGGGAGGUCGAGUUGCGGCAAGUCCAGGCCAACGUGGAGAACCAAAUGCUGAUGAUCACCUCCGACAGCCAGAAGCACCGCGAGCAGGUGGCCUUCCUCCUGAAACUGAUCCAGACAAUGCGAGAUGAGGUGCACUCCUGCUUCUCGGGGAUCAUCCAGGAAGUCAAACAGCUGCAGAUGAAGGUCUUGGAUUUUGUGGACAAAGAGGAGGCCGCCGCCCUGGAGAAGCUGGGCAGCUCCAUCCAGCAGAGCCACAACUGGCUCCUGAAGCUGGAGGCGGACAGCAUCUGGCUGCGCACGCUGCUCACCAACCCGAGCGACCAGCAGUUUCUGCAGGAGUUCCCCAGGCUCAAGAACUUCCAAGACUGCAUGGAACCCCUAAUGGGCACCAGCUGGGAGGAGAAGCAGAGCUUCCUGCAGCUGCCCCAGACCCUGGCGGAGCUCCGGAGCCGGCUGGUGGGCAUGGGGCUCGGCUUCGUCAACCAGCUCCUGCUGCAGGGCAUUAAAAUGAACUCCUACGAGGUGCUGCCCACCACCAUGGACAGGAAGACACUUCUCAAGAGUUACUGCAACCUGAAAUUCGACCCCGCCUCGGCCAGCGAGGAGCUCUUCCUGUUCAAGGAGACGCACUCGGUGCUGAACCUGGGGGUCCUCCUGGAGCCCUUCCCGGCCGGCGGCCCCCUGCCCGGCUUCAAGCAGUGGCCGCAGGUGCUGUGCUCGCGCGGCCUGGCCGAGGGCCGCCACUACUGGGAGGCCGAGGUGUCCAACUCGUGGGUGUGCCUGGGCGUCACCUACCGCCGCAGCCCCCCGCCCAGCGGCCGCCCGCGCGGCAGCAUCGUCUACCUGCUGGGCCGCAACCCCGACUCGUGGUGCCUGGAGUGGGACUCGCUGCGCUUCUCCGUGUGGCACAACAACACGCAGACGGUGCUGCAGGGCGGCUACCACCGCACGCUCGGCGUGGCGCUCGACUGCGGCGCCGGCUGCCUGUCCUUCUACGGCGUGGCGGGCGGCGUCAGCCUCCUCUACCGCUUCCUCGCCUCCUUCCUGGAGCCGCUCUACCCCGCCGUCAUGGUCAGCAGCGGCGCCCUGGUCACGCUCAAGCAGGUGUAGGCGGCGGCGAAUAAAGCUGGACUCCAGCGCUGGCCGGCCCCGCGGGGUCCCCUGGCUGGGGGUUGAGGGUGGGCAGCGAACUGGUCCACCCAGCCGAGCUGAGUAGUGACGACAGACUGGCUUGCAAAACCUACAAUCUGCCAUUUGGCCCUUUAUA